AUGAUUCAUAAUUCUUCUCAUGUAAGGUUGUUUUUUCUUUCAGGUAUAAAUGAAGGAAUGAACCUCAGAGUUGUUCUCUUCUCUGUCACUUUACUCUGUUACUGUUUUAUUGUAGUCGUAAAUGUUGCUCUUAUUAUGACCAUUAUCUUGGAUAAGAACCUGCAUGAACCAAUGUAUAUUCUAUUGUGCACUUUCUGCAUGAAUGGACUUUAUGGGACAACAGGUUUCUACCCAAAGCUUCUGUGGGAUCUGCUGUCUGCUGUUCAUGUAAUCUCUUAUUCUGGAUGCCUUGUUCAGGCUUUUGUGAUGUACUCAUUUGCCUGCCGUGACAUGUCCAUUCUUGCAGUAAUGUCAUAUGACAGAUAUGUGGCUAUAUGUCGACCCCUGGUGUACCACUCGGUCAUGUCAAAGAAGAAACUUUUAAUAUUAGUAUCUUUCUCCUGGUUCACACCUUUUUAUGUUGUGGGAACAAAUAUGAUCCUUACUUCUAGAUUAAACUUGUGCAACACGUAUAUUGCCAGACUUUUUUGUGUGAACUGGGUUAUUGUGAAACUUGCUUGUUUCCCAGCUGACACUGUUGUUAACAACAUAGUCGCUUCCAUUACAAUAAUCGUUUAUGUAUUUCAUGGUUUUUUCAUAGUUUGGUCCUACGUGUAUAUCAUCAAAACGUGUGUGAAUUCUUUAGAAAACAGGGCAAAGUUCAUGCAGACAUGUGUGCCACAUUUAACCUCCUUGCUCAUUUUCCUUGUGACCAUACUUUUAGAUAUCAUGCAUAUACGAUAUGGAUCACAAUACCUACCUCAAGCUCUUAAGAACUUUAUUGCAAUAGAAUAUCUUGUCAUUCCUUCAAUAAUGAAUCCUCUUAUUUAUGGUUUUAAAUUAAACAAAAUUCGGAGAAGAAUAUUUGGUGCCAUUAAUUUAAAAAUUAACCUACUUAGAUAA
Molecule: messenger RNA, 942 nt
Organism: Gasterosteus aculeatus aculeatus (three-spined stickleback)
Lineage: Eukaryota; Metazoa; Chordata; Actinopteri; Perciformes; Gasterosteidae
Product: olfactory receptor 1D2-like
Biological process (GO): detection of chemical stimulus involved in sensory perception of smell; G protein-coupled receptor signaling pathway
Cellular component (GO): membrane
Molecular function (GO): olfactory receptor activity; odorant binding
Source: RefSeq, a predicted model, not a curated record